Messenger RNA from Pocillopora damicornis (cauliflower coral), 2592 nucleotides. Its product is annotated as rho guanine nucleotide exchange factor 39. Lineage: Eukaryota; Metazoa; Cnidaria; Anthozoa; Scleractinia; Pocilloporidae. Gene Ontology annotation, cellular component: cytoplasm. Gene Ontology annotation, molecular function: guanyl-nucleotide exchange factor activity. The record is from RefSeq and is a predicted model, not a curated record.
GGGAAGUUUGAACGUUAAAAUGUUCGUUGUUGUUUACCGUAGAGUUUCCUCAAUUUUUGGUUUCUGAAAUCUCUUUUAAUCGGAAAAGGUGCAAAAAGUCGAUUUUUCCGUCGUUAUCAAUUGUAAAGCAGGCGCUGGAAAGAGUGUUGCAGAAAUCAUGGCCACGGUUAAUGGAAAUGCAAGUCCGUUUCGUCCAAAGUUACACAAUGCCAAGAAGUUCCUGUCUCUUCAACUGUCACAAACAAGUCAGGCAAUUUCUGCUGAAUUUAAUCACAUGCUUCGCAGUCAGACUCUAGCCAGAAAGAGGAAAAAGGUCAUCAGUGAGAUUUUUUCCACAGAAAAGACCUAUCAGGAUCAUUUGCAUGCCAUAACAUCACAAUUUCUUGCACCGCUGCAAGUUGCAAGCAUCUUGCCACCAAAUGUACUCAACACAAUCUUCUCGAAUGUGGAGUCAAUUCAAGCAGUGAACAGGGAGCUCUUGAGUCAUAUGGAAACAUCAGGCCUUGGAGAUGCCUUUUUAGCCUUAGCACCAUUCAUUAAACUUUACAGCACCUAUGCCAACAAUUUUGCUAAAGCACAGGCUACCCUGCAGGUACAAACUAUUACUUGAGAGUCUUCUGAACAAAACUCCAAAAGACCAUCCUGAUUUUGAGAAACUACAAGAAGCUACAACUGAAAUCAACAAGGUCGCACAUCACAUCAAUGAGAACAUUCGACAAAGGGAAAACUUCCAGAAAAUGCUCUCCAUUCAGAACUCAUUGACAGGGGAAGGAGCCCCGAAAAUCCUUGCUCCAGGGCGGCUCUUUAUCAAAGAAGGACCACUUUUGAAGGUGUGUAGCCGAGGGUCACAGGAAAGGAUGUUUUUUCUUUUUUCCGACAUCCUCCUCUAUGCCAAGAAAAGUGGCUCACUGGAUAAAGAUCAGAGCUCGUACUUAUGCCGUCGCGUUUUACCAUUGAUCGACUGCGAACUGGAACAAGUCUUAGGUGGAACGAUUGAAAACGACGAAAACGCCGGUGCAGGAGCCCUGUUUAAGAUAACUUGUAAAGAUAAAUCCCUGCUGUUGUUCUCCAAGUCAAGAACCGAAGCAAUGACGUGGUUUCGAUCAAUUCGCGAUGCAAUAAGUGACCUCAAGAGCUGCCGGGCCUCCUUACGAAAGCCGAAUAGAGAAGAUUACGAACUUCCGAAGCGGUCUACUCCUUUGACUCGAUCCGUGGCGAAAAAGGCGCGUUUGGGAUUAAGUAUCAUCCGACAGGAUUCGGCCGCUGCUGAUUGUGCCAGUCCUGCAGUAUGCAUCAAAGACAGCCUUUACCCCCUGAGGAAAGAGCUGCUGAACAAGCCAACGCCUUCUCGGUCGACAAAACCAGGCGCUCGAAAAACGCCUAAGAAUGGGAGAACGCCAAGCAGCACACCGAUAACACGAGCUCGAAGUAAAGAGACUGUAAUUAACUCUCCGUGGCUGAUUACUGAUGGUGCAGCAGAUGAUAAAAAGGCGAAUAACAAUUGUGCAAACACAGAUGAACUUAAAAAAAAAUAUUGCGGGGAAACGGGAGAGAUGAAAGAAACUGAGGGUGGUGCAAGCGCUGUGCAGAGCUGCAUAAAGACGCGUGGACAGAAGAGGAAAUUUCCUUUGAAAGAGAAUCUAGAAGUCGAUCUCUUCUCGCCGAAUGAGGCGGCCAAGAAGCGUUGCCUUAGACCCAAACUGACCGAAAUGUCUUGUGUCCAUGCAGUUGAGUCUCCUCUUAGGAGCGCGUUUGACCACGUGAAGCAAACACCAGCUAAACUCAGAACAACAAAGUACGUGGUGGAGGAUGAGGAUCUCGUGCAGUCCACAGCUUGUGUUGUUAUGUGAAACAAGCUUAAUUGAAGCCGGCCAUUUUGGCCAGCCAUUGAUGUUUUCAGAACGACGCGGUUAUUCGUGUUUAGCGAUACAAGCAUACGUGCCUUUCGUACGGUAGAAGUUUCAUUUUCUUUGGGGGUUCGGUUUUAGUUAUCUAUUAAGUCAGUUGUAAAAAUGAUAUCUCGAUCAAAUUUUGUUGUAAAAAUGGAAUGUCCUCUUUUGAGGAAUUGGGGGCCUCACGAUUGUAAACCUGAUUUUAUCUUGUGAGAUUGUAAAAUGACUUUUAGUUAUUUACAAUAAGGUAGAAAUUACAUGGGAUUUUUUAUUUUACCAGCUUACGUGCAAAUAUUAGAUAGUGCAAUACUGGCAAUCAACUGAUUGUCGAAAGUUAUCCGGGCUUGCUCGGUGUUUCAUAACUUUGUUAUGUGAUUGGUCCAGAAAACUCGUGACUUGAUCACCAGCGUUUCCCGCGCUUCAAGCAGUUUGCGUAAUUUCAAUGUGAGUUCUCAUUGGCCAAUGAUAAUGCAAAGCUUUAUUUUAUUGGUCGCUGUGGUUACUUUAGUUUUUCGCCACUCAUUCAAAGACUGCACCAAUGGAAAUAUUGUAUCAUUAAUUAGUUCUACUUAUUUUGUGUGAUUUUCUGAGCUUAAGGCCUGAAAUCACUAAGAGAUCAAAAACUUUAAUCCAGCGAAAGGACCAUUUAGUAAAUUAUGAACGUAAUAGCACCAAUAAAUCGAUGAUUUUUUUUAAGAUA